Messenger RNA from Acaulospora colombiana, 948 nucleotides. The record is from the annotation of a GenBank genome assembly. NCBI's taxonomy places the organism in Eukaryota, Fungi, Glomeromycota, Glomeromycetes, Diversisporales, Acaulosporaceae.
GUCCUCUAGUUGGUUAUGUCGAUGGCGAAAAAGAUAAAAAUGAUGGUGAUUACACUGAAGGGAACGAGAAAGACCGAUCAUCAUUUUCAGUAGAGAAAAGCACUGGUUCAAGACAAGCUCAUAAUAAUUCGAAACGGAAAUUGGGCAAUCAAUCAGAUUAUACAUAUUACGAGGGGUUGGCACUCUUGUUCGACGAAUCAAACGAAGAAGCCCUUAUGGAAAGCAUUGACGAGAAAACUCUUGCUGAAGAGGACAAAUUACCAUUAAUGGGAGAAGAGGGUCGGUCACAAUAUAUGCGUGAAGACGUGGUGGAAGCUUUCCGAAAAUAUCAAAGCAGAAUUCCCAAAACCCGCCAAGCAUAUACCCCUGCAUAUUGGGGAGUGUUCGAUUUAACAAAAGAGAGCUUAUACGGAUGCAAGGAAUUUACCGAAGAUGAUUUACAGCAAUUAUCUCAGGAUUUUGCUGACCACAUAAAGUGGAAACCCGAGUUUGUCACAAAGAAUGUCGGAGAUUACUUUGACAGUAAUUGUGAAAAGGUUGAUAAUGAUCAAGAACUCAGAAAAUUUGAUAGACACAUUCAGUUUAUGAAAGUUAAUAUGAAUUCGUUUCAACAAAUGCUUCCUGAGGAACAACUAAAAAUGACGUCAUCCUUUCCACUAUUCCAUGGGGUAUUCAAUUCAAGUCUCUGGGGAGAAACUCAGGCUCUUUCGACAAAUGAUGCGCGAAAUGAAAAAGUUAAUCCGUUCAUAAAAGCACGCAUGGGAAGGAAAGUAGAUAUGAAAGCAACCUUAGUCAUGACAUCAAAUAAAUUCGAAGUUAUUUACGGGGAAGUUGCGGGCGGUUUAGGACCGUUAGGAAUUCCCAUGGCUUGUCGAAAAAAGCGGUUUUUGGACAAAGUAAAGUUAAUGAUAAUAAUGCGUGACUCUAUCGAUCGUUUGUUAAACGAAU